Molecule: messenger RNA, 2590 nt
Organism: Telopea speciosissima
Lineage: Eukaryota; Viridiplantae; Streptophyta; Magnoliopsida; Proteales; Proteaceae
Product: zinc finger CCCH domain-containing protein 18-like
Exons: 8
Coding region: 333-2090 (585 amino acids)
Molecular function (GO): metal ion binding; RNA binding
Source: RefSeq, a predicted model, not a curated record
AACUCAAGCCAGGCGCCUUUAAAGGCUAUCUUUCUCACAUUUUACUUUUUAAGAUGAUUGAUGUCGUUUUGGUAGAAGAAUGGAUGUGUGAGGGAAAAGAGAGAGGGAUAUAAUAGAGAAGGUGAAAGAGGGAGAGAAAAAAAAAGUUUGAAAAAGAAAGAGUAAUCAUGGAGUUUGAGGCUCUGGAUUGGUUCGGCUGACUUUUUCUUCUAUCUGGAACAAGGGUCUGUGAGAUUUGUUAGAUAUCAUAGAUCUGUGCUCUUAUGUGUACAAAAUCUGGUUUAUCAGAAAUUUUUUCAUAGUCAAUCCAUUUUGGAGAGGCUGGACAGGACAUGGAUUUUUCGGAGUCUACACGAGUUGUGUUCAACAGAAUCCAGAAAUUAGAACCAGAAAAUGUUUCAAAGAUUAUUGGGUAUCUUUUACUGCAAGACCAUGGGGACAGGGAGAUGAUACGGUUGGCUUUUGGUCCUGACAGUUUGAUUCAUUCCUUAAUCAAUAAAGCCAAAGCUGAACUUGUUGUUCUAUCCUCCAAGCAAAAUGGUUCAGGUCCAAUCUCGCCUGGUUCCAUGAAUCCAUCACCCAUUUCAGAUCUGUCCUUGCAGUUUACUCCCUUUUCACCAGCUUCUUCACGGCCGUUUUCAUCGCCGGCCACAUUUAGGGUUGCUGCACCUUACUGGGACCCACAGGUGACAACUGACCAGCAAGGAGUACACAACAUAGACUUCCUUCCACCCACAUAUGGAGACUCGAUCUCUGAUGAGUAUCUUCAUAAUCAAGCUCAGUUCUUGAGUUUGGAGGAUCAGUUAGAGCCUGUUAACAGUUUGGGACCAGAUUUUUCAAACAACUAUUACUAUCCCGAACCAGCAUUGGGAAGUCUAAAUGCAAGAACCAGUAGGAGAUCUCCAAGUCUUCCUGAAUUCCCAGUGAAAGCUUGCCACUACUUCAACAAGGGGUUUUGUAAACAUGGAACCAACUGUAGGUACUUCCAUGGCCAACCCUUUUCGGAUAGCUUCUCUCAGAUCUUUAGCCCAAAUCCGAAUGAGCUUCUUAAUGAGGAUCAUGUCUUCUUACCUGGAUCCCUUGAGAAAUUAGAGUUGGAGCUUACAGAGCUCUUGAAAUCUAGACGGGGCGUCCCUGUAUCAAUUGCUUCUUUACCACUGAUGUAUUAUGAGAAGUAUGGGAGGACCCUCCAGGCAGAGGGUUACCUCACAGAGAGUCAAAGACAUGGAAAGGCUGGGUACAGUCUGACAAAGCUUCUUGCUCGAUUGAAGAAUAGCAUUCGACUUAUUGACAGUUACAGACCUCACGGGCAGCACUCAGUCGUCCUGGCGGAAGACGCUCCAAGAUACAUGGAGUAUAGGAGUGAGAGGAGUGAUCCAGGUGCAAUUGUUGCUGGGUCUCGACAGAUUUAUCUAACUUUUCCUGCUGAGAGCACUUUUUCUGAGGAAGAUGUUUCCAACUAUUUUAAAACCUUUGGGCCUGUUCAAGAUGUUAGAAUUCCCUGUCAGCAGAAAAGAAUGUUUGGUUUUGUGACUUUUGUCUAUCCAGAGACAGUGAAGAUAAUUUUGACCAAGGGAAACCCCCAUUUUGUCUGUGGUGCUCGUGUCCUGGUGAAACCCUACAGGGAAAAAUCCAGGCUUGUUGACAGGAAGUAUACUGAGAAAAUUGAACCCCCACCCUACUACCCGUCUCACUUCUUAGAAAUGGAUCCUGAGCUUCAGUCAAUGCCCAGAAUCUGUGAUAACUCUAGACUGAUAAGGAAGCAGCUUAUGGAAGAGCAUGAACAGGCUCUUGAACUUGAGAGAAGGCGUCUCACCGAGUUGCAGUUGGCACCGAAACAAUUGACUCAGCCAUACUUUGGUUACACCAUGGAUGAACUGAAGCUAUCAGAAGCUUGUGCAGAUCACAAUGAGUUCCCUUCAGCUGAUCGGUUCAAUUACUUAUUGGAUGUUUUAAACAAUGGUUCAACUAGUGAUGACAAAACCAGGCACACAAGCUCAAUUUACACUGACCAGGAGAGCCAAGGAAUUAAUCUUCCAGAGAGUCCAUUUGCAUCUCCAAUACCAAGCAGUAUUUCGACAGUGAUAUAGAUUCAGAAACAGAGAAGAAAUAGAGGUAGAGUACUGGAUAUCCAAGUCUAAUGCACCCCCACCAAAAGAAAGAAAAACCCUUUCCCACCCAAAACUCCAUUUUACACUUUUUUCUCCCCACCCUCCCUCUCUACAUACAUUCAUCUCAAGCAAUCCGUCAAGCUCCGCGCAAGUUCAUACUGAGGAAGAAAGAAACAUAGCUUCUUCUCCCUGAUACAUGGGUGGAGUAGGAGGUUUCAAAGAGGAAUCAGUCAUACAGAAAGCUAGAAAGCUACAUGUAACAAGUUUCUACACUUUUUUUUUACUGUAAUCACAGAAAGCAAGCAAAAAAGUCUGGAACCUAGAAGAGAUGUAUUAUAGUUUGCCUUAGUGGAAGAAAAAAACUACAGAACAUGCAGGGUUCAAAGAAAAAAAAAAGAAGUGUAGAAUCUCUGCAACACUUAGAAACAGAUGGAAAUAAUUUUUACUUAAACAAAGGGUUACUUAGAAUCUUUAUACCA